AUGGCCAAGGAUAAGGAGCGAAAUGUGAACCCCGCACAGGCGCAGCGGAAGUUGGAGAAGCAGAAGGCGCUGAAAAAAGGGAAGGCGGAGGCGGCAGCACGCCGCAAUGAGAAGCUCGCGCGCCGCAACCCAGAGCGGAUUCAGCGACAGAUCAAUGAUCUCAAGGCGGUCGAGGAAUCCGGCCAGUCACUACGCCCGCGAGACAAACAGGUUCUGGAAGAAUUAGAACGCGAUCUCCGCGCGGUACACAAAGCACGAGAGGCCCUCGGCGACAAAGCACCUCAUUUUGGGCGACAACCACAAUAUCAAAAUCGAGACAAUGCUGUGCUAGGCAAAAGGAGGAGAGACGAGCAACGAUGGAAAGAGGAAAGCGAGAGCAGCGACACAGAUGAAAGUGUUCGCAAUAUCCCGAUGCCUCGAGAUACUCCGCCUCCGAUACCCCGCCGACAUCGCAGACGGGAUGAUGAAGGCGAAUCCGGUCAACGGCAAGCACAUCCUUUGCCUAGCAAACCAGAGGCUGUACAUCAACCCAAGACCGUUUAUGAAUCUGCCCCAGUGAUUAGGGAUCUGAGGCAAGAGGCUGUUAGCAAGUUUGUGCCAGCAGCUGUUCGAAGGCAACAGGACGCUGUUAAGGGUCGAGGGAAACUUGUUGAACCAGAAGAAAUGGAUCGCCUAGAAAAGGCAGGCUACUUGCAAUCCUCUAAUGCCCUCGGACAAGCUUCAGAAGAAGCCGAACAAGACGUAGACGAGGUGUUAAAACAAAUUGAAGCGGAAACUCGAAGACCACCACAACACAAUGUGGAGAUCGAAGAGGUUCCUGACGAAGAUCUUUAG
Molecule: messenger RNA, 834 nt
Organism: Talaromyces proteolyticus
Lineage: Eukaryota; Fungi; Ascomycota; Eurotiomycetes; Eurotiales; Trichocomaceae
Product: WW domain binding protein 11-domain-containing protein
Exons: 1
Coding region: 1-834 (277 amino acids)
Biological process (GO): RNA processing
Source: RefSeq, a predicted model, not a curated record